Molecule: messenger RNA, 1803 nt
Organism: Parastagonospora nodorum SN15
Lineage: Eukaryota; Fungi; Ascomycota; Dothideomycetes; Pleosporales; Phaeosphaeriaceae
Exons: 1
Coding region: 1-1803 (600 amino acids)
Molecular function (GO): oxidoreductase activity
Source: RefSeq, a predicted model, not a curated record
AUGGCUUUCGCAAUGGCAGUGCCUUGGAACGAGGGUGAAGAAAAGAUGCACAAAUUACUCCGCAUUCCUCAUCUCGACAAUCCUACUGUGUCCAUGCUGUCGCCCCAAGCGUCAUUCAUGCUGCAGAAAGGAUCGAUGCUUGCUCUCGGCACCCUGGAUGCAGAAUUUCGUCCUUGGACCACGCUUUGGGGCGGCUCUCCUGGAUUUUCUGAACCGCUUGGUGGUGGCCUCGUUGGCACACGCACGCUUGUUGAUGGGGAAUGGGAUCCAGUGGUGCAGGCACUGGUUGGAGAUGCUGUUGAUGGAGAAAUGCUGCAGCCGAAAGACGGCGGCAAGAUGCUCGCGGCACUAGCGAUCGAUCUGAUGACUAGGAAGAGAGUGAAGCUUGCUGGGAAGAUGGUUGCCGGGACUGUUCAAGAGGUCGAUGUUGAACCAGACAAUGGUAGAAAUGAUUCCCGAGCACCAGCGAAACAGAAGCAGAUCCAGCUCGUCACAAGGAUUGAGCAGAGUCUGGGCAACUGUCCCAAACAUCUCAACCAGUACCAACUCCAGCCCACCAUAGUGGAGGCGAAGAAGCUCUCAGAGGGCCCUUCCUUAACCGCUGAGGCAAAAGCACUGAUAUCUCAGGCGGACAUGUUCUUCCUGACGACGAGUACCGAGCAAGACAUGGAUGUCAAUCAUCGCGGAGGCUCUCCAGGCUUCGUACGCAUCCUAUCUCCCACAGAGAUAGUCUAUCCCGAGUACUCUGGCAACCGCCUGUACCAGUCUCUCGGCAACCUCCAACUAAAUCCCAAAAUUGGCAUAUCCUUCCCAAACUACCAGACUGGUGACGUGCUCUACACAACAGGCACGGCCUCGAUUCUUGUCGGCACCGAAGCAGCAAAACUCUUACCAGGAAGCAAUCUCGCUGUUAAAAUCGACCUGAUAUCAACACGCCAUGUCCAAAACGGGAUACCAUUCCGCGGUACACCGCAUGACCCAAGUCCAUACAACCCGCGCGUCCGUCCUCUCGCCAGCGAAGGAAACAUCAGGUCUAACCUCAGUACUCUCAGCAUCGCCACACUCACCAAAAAAACCCUAAUAACGCCUUCAACAGGCCGCUUCGCUUUCUCCGUCUCGCCCGCCAUCACUUACACGUCUGGGCAAUGGAUUGCGCUUGACUUCAAAGAAGAAUUGGGUAUCGGAUACGAACACAUGCGCGACGACGAUCCGACGAGUCUCAACGACGAUUUUGUGCGCACGUUCACCAUAUCUUCAGCACCAAAUACUAGGGAGAAACAAACAGAGUUCGAAAUUACGAUCAGGAAAGUCGGACCCGUGACCGAAUUUCUGUUCCAGCAGAAUGACCGUGCGGGGUUUGAAGUUCCUGUUCUAGGUGUUGGUGGCGAUUUCACCAUCGCGAACGGAGAUGGAGUUACACCGUUCGUGGCUGGUGGUGUUGGUAUAACACCACUUUUGGGACAUUUGCACAGUCUCGAUGUUUCGCCAGAGAGGUUCACACUCUUCUGGACGCUGAGUUAUCAUGAUAUACAACUUGCUAUGGAUAUACUCAUGCAGUUUCCGCAGCUGGGAAGGGCGACGAAGUUAUUCUUCACUGGCGCGGGUAAUGAGAUCAUUGAGAGGAACUAUGAGGAGCUGAUGAUCCAGCAGGGCGCGCAUGUUUACAUGAGACGUCUGAGGAAGGAGGAUCUGGCUGGCGUCGAUGCGGAGACGUGGUAUUUGUGUGCUGGGCCAGGUCUGAGAGGAGAUGUGCUUGGCUGGUUAGAGGGAAAGAAAGUCGUUUUCGAGGGGUUCGAUUAUUAA